CCUACGCGACACGGCGUUCAUCCAAGAAGGCGUAGUGGAAAAAUAUUUUGCUGGAGAGGAUGGCUAGCUAAAUAAGUUAUCCUGAAAUAUAAUAUUACUCCAACACGGCAUUGCUGUUCUAAACGGUUUAUAGGUGUUCUCUGGAUAUGUUUUCAGCAUUUCAUAUGUAACACACUCAAGAGGAUCCAUGUCUUUUCUUCGUUGGGUAUCUGAGAAAUUGAGUGUGGAGAGCCUGCGGGAUUUGGAGUUAUUUGGAGAGCAAGCUCAGGGACUCUCUCACAGGAAAGCCCAUGAGGAUAGUCAGGAGAGUCUGACCUCCCUCCCACGUCGGGACACCAUGGGAAGCUUCCUCCCUGACAGCAGCGCCUACGAGCUCCUCACUGUUAUUGGCCGGGGCUUGGAUGACUUGAUGGCGGUGAACCUGGCUCGAUACAGACCCACUGGGGAGCACGUAGCCAUCCGACGGAUUGAUUUAGAGUCAUGCACUAAUGACAUGGUUACCUACCUGCAGGGUGAACUACAUGUGUCAAAGCUGUUUCACCACCCCAGUAUUUUACCUUACAAGAGCAUCUUCAUAGCUGAAAAUGAGCUAUGGGUCAUCACCCCCUUCAUGGCUUAUGGGUCAGCCAGAGAUCUGAUCUGCACACAUUUCACUGAUGGUAUGAGUGAGCUGACCAUCGCUUACAUUUUGCUGGGCAUGCUCAAAGCUCUUGAAUACAUCCACCACAUGGGAUAUGUGCACCGGAGCGUGAAGGCCAGCCACGUGCUGAUUUCAGCAGACGGCCAGGUCUGCAUGUCAGGUCUACGGAGCAUCUUCAGCCUGAUUCGUCACGGCCAGAGGGCCAAAGUUGUCCACGACUUCCCCCAGUAUAGCGUCAAGGUGCUGCCCUGGCUCAGCCCUGAGGUGCUGCAGCAGAACCUGGAGGGCUACGACUCUCGGUCAGACAUCUACAGCCUUGGCAUUACAGCCUGUGAAUUGGCAAAUGGACAUGUCCCCUUCAAAGACAUGCCAGCUACACAGAUGCUGCUGGAGAAGCUAAAUGGGACGGUGCCGUGUUUGCUGGACACCACCACUAUCCCACCAGAGGAGCUGUCCCUGAAACCUUCACGCUCUGGGGCUGACUCUGGGAUCUGCGAGGGCCCAGGAGCCGGAGGUGUUCGCCACUCCAACGGAGAGCCCUCCUCCUCGUCUGCAGGACACCCUUACAACCGCACGUUCUCCCCACAAUUCCAUGCCUUUGUGGAGGUGUGUCUACAGCGAGACCCAGAAAAGAGGCCGUCUGCCACCACUCUCAUAGGUCAUCCCUUCUUCAAACAGAUCAAACGUCGGCCCUCAGAGGCGCUGCCUGAGCUGUUGCGGCCUGUGUCGCCUAUCUCCACCUUCAGCAGCUCCAAGCCGCAUGGCUCUCCCUCUGGACUGGCUAGUCUGGAGUCAGGCCUCAGCCACCUGGAGGUGGACGACUGGGACUUCUGACAGUGGAGGACUCUGUGGGGAGCGACUUGUAGGACUCUGACAGGAAAGUCUCGGAGCAUACGAGACGAGAACUGUUUUUGUAAUGGUCCCCUUGUAAAUAAUUCAAGCCUCAACCUAAAAGGAUUUGCUGUUCUCAGACAGAAGUUAAAAGCCAGCAGCCAUCUUGCCUCAUCUUGAGGUCUUGCACACGCUUCUGUUCUCUAGAUAUGCACCGACUCUUGCACUGAUGGCCUCUCUAUUUCACACACACGUCUGUUUACAGAUUGUACUCGCACAUUACAAGCCCCGUAGAGGCAAAACACAGCAGGAUUGUUUAUCUCAUGCUGUUGCAGUUUCAGAGGAAGGUCUAUGGAUGCAGAUGUAGCCUCAACCUAAAGAUUCCCAUUAAAUGGAUCAGUAGGAAGCUGCUACUAAAUAUUCAGAGGGGGCACUCUACCUCUUGUUUGAAAAUGGCCGCUUGAUGUGGCCCAUCUGCUCAGUGAGACCACCAUAUGGGUGCACACUGGUUCUCACACCUCGCUAUCAGCCCCCUCUACACCAGAUGGAAGGUUUCGACUUUGUCCUGAUGGUCAACUUAAUGUACAGCAUGUAUACGCAUUAUAGCUCUCUGCUUGUGUUGCAUUGUAAACUUCAUCUCGUGCUUUACGCAUCUCUUUAGUUGCACAGAGGUUAAGUGUAACAUCUCUAGUUUAACCUUCAGAGCAUAGAAUUAUGCUAUGUAUUUCCUUGAACUUACUCUGGGUGUGAUGUUACUUACGUCAAACGUGAAUGUUACAUUGGUGCUUGUUUUGUCUGCUUGUACAUUUAAAAGCGAGGGCAAAACAACGUGUUGCAAAAGUCAAACUUGACUUUUAACAAUAAACAUUGUUCACUUUA
Molecule: messenger RNA, 2350 nt
Organism: Micropterus salmoides (largemouth bass)
Lineage: Eukaryota; Metazoa; Chordata; Actinopteri; Centrarchiformes; Centrarchidae
Gene: strada
Product: STE20 related adaptor alpha
Exons: 13
Coding region: 188-1474 (428 amino acids)
Biological process (GO): protein phosphorylation
Molecular function (GO): protein serine/threonine kinase activator activity; ATP binding; protein kinase activity
Source: RefSeq, a predicted model, not a curated record